ACUACCCUUCUUUCUCUUUGCUUUUGCCAACCAAAAGGAUCAUCAAGUCGAGAGUUCCAGCACCACGCCGCCCCUCCACAAACGUGCGUACAACUGGUAUCCCCGCCGCGGGAGAAGAAGCUUCCAUCCAUCCACCCCACGCGGACCGGCCGGAUUGUCGCCGGUAACACGCGCGCGGCGGGGAUGGGGUGGCCGCCGGCUGCGGCGUCGCGAAUCGCGGCGGCAGCGGCGAUUCUGUGCCUGCUCCUCGCGUCGGCCUGGGCGGCCUCGGCGGCGGCGGCGGAGCACGGGCAGCAGCGGGCGCUGGUGGCCGUGCAGCCGCAGCCGACGACCCAGGGCGGCCUCGGCCCGCGCCGCCACCACCGCCACGCGUACGCGGCGAUGAUGUACAUGGGCACGCCGCGGGACUACGAGUUCUACGUCGCCGUGCGCGUCAUGAUGCGCUCCCUCGCCAGCCUCGGCGCCGACGCCGACCGCGUCCUCAUCGCCUCCGCCGACGUGCCGCGCGACUGGGUACGCGCAAUGAGGGAGGAGGACGGCAUGAGGGUUGUCAUAGUCGAGAACCUGAGGAACCCCUACGAGGGCAACCUCGGAGGCAUGAACAGGAGGUUCAAGCUCACGCUGAACAAGCUCUACGCGUGGAGCCUGGUCGACUACGAGCGCGUCGUCAUGAUCGACUCCGACAACAUCUUCCUCCACAACACCGAUGAGCUCUUUCAGUGCGGCCAGUUCUGCGCCGUUUUCAUCAAUCCGUGCUACUUCCACACGGGUCUUUUCGUGCUCCAGCCUUCUAUGGAUGUAUUCAAGAGCAUGCUUCAUGACCUGGAAAUCGGCCGUGAUAACUCUGAUGGUGCAGACCAAGGCUUCCUGGUCGGCUGCUACCCAGACUUGCUUGACAAACCAUUGUUCCACCCUCCUGAGAAUGGCACCAAACUCAACGGGACAUAUCGCCUUCCUCUCGGCUAUCAGAUGGACGCAUCAUACUACUAUCUCAAGCUUCACUGGCAUGUUCCAUGCGGGCCAAACAGCGUGAUCACAUUCCCUAGUGCCCCUUGGUUCAAACCUUGGUACUGGUGGUCCUGGCCAAUCUUGCCAUUGGGCCUUUCAUGGCACAAGCAACGAUGGGAUGAUCUUGGUUAUGCUGCUGAGAUUCCGGUGGUCCUUAUAGAGCUGCUGAUGUACAUUGCGAUCAUAGCCAUCACCAGAUUAGCAAGGCCACAGAUGACAAAACUGUGCUAUAAUCGGCGACCUGAGAAACAAGGCGCCCUGGUACAGGGACUAAUCAAGCUGGCUGCGAUUGUGGCCAUGGUGGCAGCAUAUACCAUCCCAUUCUUCAUAAUCCCAUGCACGGUUCAUCCAAUUAUUGGCUGGUCCUUGUACUUGUUUGGUGUCCUCGCCUUCUCAUCGGCUGUGAUCAAUGCAUUCCUGCUGCCGCCGCUUGCGGUGCUGACUGCCUGGCUCGGGAUGGUUGGGAUGCUCUUUGUUAUGGCAUACCCAUGGUACCAUGAUGGCAUCGCGAGGAUUCUGGUAGUCGUCGCAUACGCGUUCUGCUCUGCACCAUUCUUGUGGGCAUCCCUCGUGAGGGUGAUAGACUCAUUACAAACAAUGCUCGAGAGGGAUCCAUACUUCCCCAGACUUAGUGAGCCAGCACAGGAGACUGAAUUCAGCAAGCUGUUCUGAUUCUUUUGUAUAGGUUUGAGAUGCAUCAUCAUGAUUCAUAUGGAGUUUGAGAUGCACCAUCAUCAUUCAUAUGGAUAGCUAAUCCAGAUUGGUUGGUUCUUAUUCGUUUUGAUAAUUUCGUCUUAGGCAAUGCAGUUUGUAUCAGAAGAAGUAUUAUGUAAACAUUGCUUGCAGCAAUCAUUUUUGAUGCAUAUACAGGAAAGAUAGAUCAGUUGUAGUGAACUGUAGAGGGACAUCUUUUCAUUGCAUGUAGUGGUGAAGGGACCGUUGUAAAAAUUGCCUUUCUUGCUAGCUCUGGCUGUUAUAUUCUGAUUUGAUCAAAAUUCAAAAGCCAUUUCUUGUAUCGGUUAGAACUACACACAUAACCCGUCCAGUUGAAAGCUUGUUAGUGAAUUUCUAAAUCAAAAUGAGAGGGGCCGCGGACAGCACUGAUUUGAUUACUCAGAAUAUCCAAUUUCAAGUGGAUAACAGUACAGCAACAACAUACAUUACAGAGCUAUGAAUCAGAUACACAGAUAUCUGGAAGUGGAAGAUGAUAUGUACCAACGAUACAUAUAAGACCUGACGAUGAGAUGGUACAACCGUACAAACAAUGGAAGUUAGCUGAUCGCACUAUAUAUUCAGGAUUUAACGCCAC
Lolium perenne is the source of this 2317-nucleotide messenger RNA. RefSeq names its product putative glucuronosyltransferase PGSIP8. The record is from RefSeq and is a predicted model, not a curated record. Lineage: Eukaryota; Viridiplantae; Streptophyta; Magnoliopsida; Poales; Poaceae.